Vombatus ursinus (common wombat) is the source of this 1285-nucleotide messenger RNA. RefSeq names its product small nuclear ribonucleoprotein U11/U12 subunit 35 (gene SNRNP35). The transcript is spliced from 2 exons. NCBI's taxonomy places the organism in Eukaryota, Metazoa, Chordata, Mammalia, Diprotodontia, Vombatidae. The coding region runs from base 148 to 939 and encodes 263 amino acids. Gene Ontology annotation, molecular function: snRNA binding; mRNA binding. The record is from RefSeq and is a predicted model, not a curated record. Gene Ontology annotation, biological process: mRNA splicing, via spliceosome. Gene Ontology annotation, cellular component: precatalytic spliceosome; U12-type spliceosomal complex.
ACGUCAAGUCUAGCGCGCGGCCUCCCGGAAGUUGGAGGCUGGCUUUGUCCUCAGGUAAAGAGCGAGCCUGGAUCCCAGCAGAGAGUAAGCGGUGGCAGCUGCUUUCAGACAGCGAGGGCCCGGGUCGGUGAGGAAGGAGGAAAGAGAAUGAAUGAGUGGAUGCCCAUCGCCAAAGAGUACGAUCCUCUCAAAGCUGGGAGCAUCGACGGCACCGAUGAAGAGCCUCAUGACCGGGCCAUCUGGAGGGCCAUGCUGGCCCGCUAUGUGCCCAACAAAGGCGUGUCCGGAGACCCCCACCUCACCCUCUUUGUGGGCAGGCUGAACCUGCAGACAACAGAAGAAAAGCUGAGAGACGUCUUCAGCAGAUACGGUGAUGUUAGGAAGCUGCGGCUGGUUCGGGACGUGGUCACGGGCUUUUCAAAGCGCUAUGCUUUUAUUGAGUACAGAGAAGAACGGUCUCUGUUAAAAGCUUACAGAGAUGCCAAUGGACUGGUCAUUGAUCAGCACGAGAUCUUUGUUGACUACGAGCUGGAAAGAAUCCUUAAAGGGUGGAUCCCUCGGAGACUUGGAGGGGGGUUUGGUGGAAAAAAAGAAUCUGGACAACUGAGAUUUGGUGGACGGGACCGGCCGUUUAGAAAGCCCAUUAACUUGCCGGUUUUCAAAAGUGACUUCUAUGGAGAGGGCCAGAGGGAAAGGAGGGAGUGGUCCCGAGACAGAACCUGGGACUGGAGGACCAGAGAUCGAGACCAUGACAGGGGCCGAGAGAAGAGGCGGCAGGAAAGGGAGUCCAGCCGGGCCUGGGAUGAGAGCGAGAGGGAAAGGGAGAAGGACUUCCGUGAGGAGAGGAGCAGGGGCCGAGAGAGAAAAGACCGAGAGAGGAGAGAUAGAAGCAAGGAAAGAGACUCCAAAAAGCAGAGAGGUGACGACAAACACAGAUAGAGACUUGGGGCACAGCCGUCCCUUUCCUCUACACCUGUGUGGACAGGCGGGCAGGUGGUGCCCGGUGCACCUCACCUCUUCCUCCUUCCUACAAGGCUCGGCCCUCACCUCCGUGGAGUCUUCCUUUAUGUAACCAGCCGAAACGGGGCUUGCUGGCCUCAGAUUUCCCAGGGUUCCCCCCAAGCUCUCUGUUGCCACUUUCCUUGUCUAAACCCUGUUACCUUUCUUGGGGGACACACCAUUCUAGACCUUCAUCCCACCCAAGCCCAAAUUUCUGUCCUCUUUGUAUCACCAGAACCCUGGACAUAGCUGCUGAAUAAAGAUUUGUUUCAAAUCCGUCCAGUCA